Messenger RNA from Mycena citricolor, 1204 nucleotides. The record is from the annotation of a GenBank genome assembly. NCBI's taxonomy places the organism in Eukaryota, Fungi, Basidiomycota, Agaricomycetes, Agaricales, Mycenaceae.
CAGCCUCCAUGAAGCCCCCCACUUUGCGCAAGAUAGAUCUUGCAGAAAUCCCCCGCCUCGCCACUCCAGAAUCGAAGAUACGCACUGAUGAAGACAUGGAGACCUGGCGCCAGUCUUGUGCAUAUCGCGACUACGCCAUCUUUCUGCGACGCUUGAACGAAUCGGUCGUGGGCGUGGACAUUCCAGAUUCCCCUGCUGCAACAAGUGAGGUCCGUUCCUGGAACACUGUCGGGAUGCGUCACGACUAUAUUCACUGCAGCCGGUGACCAGGAUCGUCUCGCUGCUGGAUGCACUCGAUAGGUGGAUUGACGAGAUCCCGCCUUCUGCAUCGCCCCAGAGAUUCGGAAAUCUUGCGUUUCGGACAUGGGGUAAGCGUUUGGAAGAGGAGAGCGACAUGCUGUUGCGCGACCUUCUCCGUACCGAAUUCGCCGCGGUGGUGCCCCAGCUCAAACCGUAUCUCCUCACUUCAUUCGGUUCCUUUGGCCGCAUGGACUACGGGACUGGGCACGAGGCCUCGUUCGCACUCUUCCUACUUUGCCUCAACCUCAUCCGCUUCCUCGAUCCCAUUCCCGAGGAAGAACGAAGCGUCGUCCUCGUCGUGUUUCCUCGCUAUCUUCGCCUUACGUGGAGGCUGCAGGACGUUUAUAGGCUAGAGCCUGCGGGGAGCCACGGUGUCUGGGGUUUGGACGACUCGUCUUUUUUGAGCUACAUAUUUGGGAGCGGUCAGUUGCGCGAUCAGACAGCAGUUCCCGUAUCUGCCGUGUUGCAUCCUCCACUGCGUGAGAGCAACCUGUAUUUCAUGUCGAUCAUGCGGAUUCAUCAAGUCAAACGCGGCCCCUUCCACGAGCAUUCGUCUCAGCUCCACUCCAUUGCCACUGGCGUGCCCAAUUGGGCCAAAGUAAACUCUGGGCUGUUCAAGAUGUACGAGGCGGAGGUUCUGGGCAAACGCGUUGUGGUGCAACACAUCCCGCUUGGAGGGCUGUUGGAGUGGGACAAGGCCCCGGCGUUGAUGAGCUCACCCGGGACUGCAACGUCGGCUGUCGCCGCAUGGCACUCCAAUUCAAAUCUGCCCCCAGUCCGCGCGCGCAGGACGGAUAUUAGUAGGAUGGGCCCGUCGUCGAGUUCAUAAUGAAUCGGACUAUCCAUUUUGCAUGUAUAAUCGUUUUCGUUAACAUAGUCUGCCAACUACUUGCGACUGCAUAGC